AUGGCUACUCUAAUCAUAUCCUGGUAUAAAAACAGCGAGCCAACAUGUUGUUUAAAGGUUUACGUGACGGACCCAAACCGACACCACGAGCGAGAGCUGGAUAUCUACAAGCACAUGAAUUCGGUCGAAACCAGACACCCAGGCACAAAUUUCAUUCGCAAACUUCUCGACCAUUUUGAUAUCCAGGGCCCUCAUGGUCAACAUGUCUGUCUUGUUCACGAGCCUCUCGGAACGAGUGCAGAUUUUCUGGUUAAGAUGGCAAGAACCCAGAUGGCAUAUUUGAUGACCGGGUCCAUAUGGCGGAAUUGUUCUGCCUUUUGGGAUAAGUCCGGCAACUGGAAGGGAGUGCCCCCGAUUCCUGACAUUACUCUCGAGAGUCUAACCGAGAAGGUGCAAAGGGAAGAUAACGAAGGGGUUUUGCGGUGGCUUCGGAUGGCCUUGCAGUGGAACCUCGAGGACCGGCCGACGGCUUUGGAACUUUUGUACGAUGAGUGGCUGAUGAAGGAACUAGGGGAAUGA
Messenger RNA from Penicillium alfredii, 519 nucleotides. Its product is annotated as protein kinase. Gene Ontology annotation, biological process: spliceosomal complex assembly; regulation of mRNA processing. The transcript has 2 exons. Lineage: Eukaryota; Fungi; Ascomycota; Eurotiomycetes; Eurotiales; Aspergillaceae. Bases 1 to 519 code for a protein of 172 amino acids. The record is from RefSeq and is a predicted model, not a curated record.